This is a messenger RNA of Ramularia collo-cygni, 852 nucleotides long. RefSeq lists its product as uncharacterized. Lineage: Eukaryota; Fungi; Ascomycota; Dothideomycetes; Mycosphaerellales; Mycosphaerellaceae. Gene Ontology annotation, cellular component: nucleus; cytoplasm. Gene Ontology annotation, molecular function: protein binding. The transcript has 2 exons. The coding region runs from base 1 to 852 and encodes 283 amino acids. The record is from RefSeq and is a predicted model, not a curated record.
AUGUCGUCCUUCCACUCCUCGCUCGCUGAUGGAGACAAGAUCGUUCCACAAGAGACAGAAUUGGAGAACGCCGCUGCUCGAGGCUCAAUGUCGGCUGUCUUCACGAUACUUGCGAUAUGGCAGACCCUACCUGACAUGCUCGAUAAUGAAGGACACAUCUCACCAGCGGUGACAAUCUCCGCCCUGUUGAUAGCAAUCUCACACUCUCGGCCCGAUAUUGUAUCGCUCAUUCUUGCUGCCAGCGCUAUUCCAAGAUUGCCUGUGAUGGAGGCUAUCCGCGCUGGCUCGAUUAACAUCUUCCAAACAUUUCUGUGGCAUGGGUGGGAUAUUAACGAGCCUAUGGAGAGAGACGGGCCAUCGGCACUCGGAUUUGCGGUCCAGAAUCGGGAUUUAGUAGUAGGAUUGCUCGAGCUGGGAGCAGACCCUAAUGCAGGGUACCAAUACGACACCGCACUUUCCAGAGCUGUUCUAGGAGGAACAGAGGAAGUCAUCGAAAUCCUGCUGUCGCAUGGCGGUAACGUCACUCGAGGCGACGUCCUGCACUGGGCCGUCGAGCGCGAGACAGAAGCUCAUAGAGUCGUGGCGUUACUCCUAGAGCGUGGUGCUCAACCCAAUCGUCUGAGAUUCGACGGUGUAGAGCCGUCGUGGUCGGUGGUUGGCGUUCGUCGUGGACUUGGCACCCCGUUGCACACUGCCGUCACGUUGAACAAGCCAGAUGUUGUAUUAGAACUGCUGAACCAUGGAGCUGAUCAAAAUCUCGAAAACACGCUUGGAAGAACACCCAGACAGAUGGCAGAAGACCUUGGUGACGACAGGCUACUGGGCUUGAUGAAUGGCGAGGUGAAGGAGUAA